This is a messenger RNA of Metopolophium dirhodum (rose-grain aphid), 1564 nucleotides long. RefSeq lists its product as uncharacterized. NCBI's taxonomy places the organism in Eukaryota, Metazoa, Arthropoda, Insecta, Hemiptera, Aphididae. The transcript is spliced from 7 exons. The record is from RefSeq and is a predicted model, not a curated record. Bases 312 to 1358 code for a protein of 348 amino acids.
UCAUAAUAUAUAAAUAUUGUUAUUGCCAUUAUUGUGUUUAUCAAUAAUUAUUGUUUUAUAAAGAUGAGCAAUCGAUUUUAUUAUGCUGAUAGUAUAACUUUAUAAUAUAUUUAAUAACCCUUGUGCGUAUUUUAAUAAUUAUUUUACUACUAUUAUAUGGCUAUAAUAUAUUAUAUACAGCUGUAAACUUGAAUAAUACCUACUAUCUUUUUAUAUGUUGAAAAUUACUAAGUAAGCGUAGACAACUAUUCGAACGAGGGUCUCUAUGUGAAUCUUAAUCUCCGUCGACAAAAUAUCACUAUAUUAAUAAAAUGUUAAUAUUGCAUGUUUUUAUUUCGGGCUUGACUUUUUUGACGGCCGAAACUUAUAGUACUAUCAUCACUCAGACAGUGUAUAAAAAAACGACAGAUGCACUCGAAACAAAUUUCGAAAAUCCGGACCAGGACCCGUUGCCAGGAAAUUACAUUUUUGAACUUAUCGUGAGACCAGAUACUUGUGGCGUACGGAUCGGUUUAGAAACGUUUUCGUUUAAUCAACCCACAAAAAAGGAUAAUAACUCGGCAUAUACCUGUGACCUCGGUCUAAAUGUUCUCAAGGUUCGAAUGGAGCCCGAAGUACAGCCGAUUAAACUGUCCGUUUUAUGCGGUGAACUAUCUGGCCAACAUAUGUAUUUGCAGGUGAAGGAUUGCGACGUGCCGAUAUUAGAGUCACCGAUUACGAAAACAAUAAUUCUCACUGUUACCCUCGUGCAGCUCGGAAUAAUCGAAAAACAGUUGUGGAACAUAACGCUGUCGCAAUUGCUGGGCCGAACGAAGGAAGACGCUGCGGAAAACCCCAAGUACAGCCUAGCCCCAGACGGAUGCUUGCAAUAUCAUGUUGAAAAAAAAGGCAUAAUCGAAAGCCUUAAUUUUUUCAACGGUAAAGGUCAUUAUGUGGGUGAUUUAAAUUACGCAAUAUGUUUUAAACGAUAUCCAGACACGUGCGGAAUCAAGUUCAUCGGAAUCAACUUCGAAUUCGCCACGAACGGUAAUUCGUCACAAAGCACGGAUCGAGAUUGUGACACGCUCAGCGGCCUGACAGUUAGCAAACACCCGACAGCGAUCAUCGGCACCACACCUAUCAAUAUGGAUUACGUGGUCAUACCAGACGGUUUGUCGACCGUUGACGCCGGUUUGAGUGUUCACGCUUCCAAGUAUUGCGGCAGAUCGCUAAGGAUUUUGAGUGAAGUCGUAGUUGUAACUCAAUUUCCACUAUUCCUGGGUAUUGUCACCGAUAAAUACAGCGACCUCAAGAAUUUGGAAAUCGGAUUCAAGAUCAAAUAUAAACUACUCACGAAUUGUAAAACAUUACAUCAGUGAUCACAUAUUAAUUAUUAUCGUAUUUAUUUAUAAUCUGAGCAAUGAUAAUCAAAAACUUUAAUCGAUUAUACUAAUUAAAAUAAAUUGUAUGCACAUUUCAUUUUAUGUAUUGUAUUUUAUGUUAAACAACACAAUAUAAUAUUAUCAUUGUCAUAUAAAAUAUAAUAAAUUAUAUAUAAAAUAAUAAAAUAUUACACAUCGCGUAA